Vitis riparia (riverbank grape) is the source of this 1927-nucleotide messenger RNA. Its product is annotated as protein JINGUBANG. The record is from RefSeq and is a predicted model, not a curated record. Gene Ontology annotation, molecular function: protein binding. Lineage: Eukaryota; Viridiplantae; Streptophyta; Magnoliopsida; Vitales; Vitaceae. The transcript has a single exon. The coding region runs from base 172 to 1542 and encodes 456 amino acids.
CCCGCGGUAUCUGGGCUCUCUGUUUGUCUCCUUCGUUUCUGCAUCAACCCAUUUUCUUCUUCUUUUACGUCACUUCAAUCUUUUUCCAUUGUACAGAAUUUCUAUUGUCCAAAUUUCGUUUCCCCACGAUGGGAACUGUUGAGUGAGAGAGGAAGGAGCCAAGGAGGCACAAUGUUAGAAGAAACGAACAGUAUACCGAGACCCAAGUACCGCAAUAUCAUGCAUUCGGAUCCCAAUCUUUCCUCUUCAAUCCCAACCGAGGAUGAUUACCCCAUCCGCAACAGCAGUGCUUCCGCCGCCAGUCCUGGUUUCUACGACAACCGCCUGAGCGGAGAAGGCUCUCCAAUGACCAUGUCUCCUUGGAACCAGACUUCUUCUGAGGCCAAAUCCUCAUGGUCCCGAUUCGAAGAAAACCUGCCUCAGAAUGGCCUUAUCGGAUCCCUGACUCGCGAAGAAGGCCAUAUUUACUCCUUGGCCGCUACCGGCGAGCUCUUGUACACAGGCUCAGAUAGCAAGAAUAUUCGUGUUUGGAAGAAUCUGAAAGAGUUUUCUGGAUUCAAAUCCAACAGUGGACUUGUAAAAGCCAUAGUAAUCUCGGGGGAGAAGAUUUUCACUGGCCACCAAGACGGAAAGAUAAGAGUUUGGAAGGUCUCCCCCAAGAACGCCAGCGUUCACAAACGAGCAGGAACUUUACCAACUUUAAAGGACAUAUUCAAGAGCUCAAUCAAUCCAAGCAAUUACGUUGAGGUGAGACGGCGCCGUUCUGCUCUCUGGAUCAGGCACUCCGAUGCCAUAUCGUGUUUGAGCUUGAACGAAGAGCAGGGCCUUCUGUACUCGGCUUCCUGGGACAGAACCUUUAAGGUUUGGCGAAUAUCUGAUUCCAAGUGUCUGGAAUCCAUCAGUGCGCACGACGACGCCGUCAACUCCGUAGUGGCCAGCAGUGAGGGCAUGGUGUUCACCGGCUCCGCCGAUGGCUCCGUUAAAGUUUGGCGAAGGGAGUUGCAUGGGAAAGGGACAAAGCACGCGUUCGUACAAACGCUUCUGAAGCAAGAAUGCGCGGUGACGGCGUUAUGCGUGAACACGUCGGGCUCGGUGGUGUACUGCGGGUCCUCCGAUGGACUGGUCAACUUCUGGGAACGUGAGAAGCAGUUAUCUCACGGUGGGGUGCUGAGAGGGCACAAGGUGGCGGUCCUCUGCCUCGCGGCCGCAGCGAAUCUGGUGUUCAGCGGGUCUGCGGAUAAGACCAUAUGCGUAUGGAGGAGGGAAGGAGUGGUGCACACGUGUCUCUCAGUGUUGACUGGUCACACAGGACCAGUCAAAUGUUUAGCGGUUGGGGAGGACAAGGAAUCCACGGCUAAGAAUCAACGCUGGGUAGUGUACAGCGGGAGUCUUGACAAGUCAGUGAAGGUGUGGAGCGUUUCGGACAUGGGGAUUGAUCCGCAACAACAGACUGUGGAGGGUGGCGUCUCCUCAUUCCCAUCGGAACAGACUGAUUCCGUUUCUUCUCCAGGCGGAGGAGGCGGCAGCCACAAGAAGAGGUGAUGCCCUCCCACCACAUCAAAAACCUCUGCAUUAUUACAUGCCACGUGUGCACUCGCCCCUAGUUACUUACGAGUUUUUACUAAAAACUUGUGAUCUUCUCCUUACACGUGUAAAUGUACACUCUUAUGUUCCUGGGGUUACGUUGGAGGAAGGUAAAGCAUUGCUGCAUAGGGAGGGGGCGUUUUUAGAAGUGAAAUUAAUUAAGAAUUCUCUGGCUUUAAAUUACUGGAAGCCUGACCCAGUUGGCUGGUUGAAAAAAAAAAAAAAAAAAAAACUGGAAACCACAAUCUUCCACAGUGUUUCCAAUGCAUAUGCUUCUGAUUUUUAUUUUAUAUAUGAUAUUUAUUCUGAAUCCAUAAUAUAGUAUCGUUAAAUAAUUAUUUCA